This is a messenger RNA of Spirodela intermedia, 649 nucleotides long. NCBI's taxonomy places the organism in Eukaryota, Viridiplantae, Streptophyta, Magnoliopsida, Alismatales, Araceae. The record is from the annotation of a GenBank genome assembly.
AUGGCGAAGGUGCACCCCAGCGCCGCCGGCGUGGAGGCGGCACCGCCGGUCGCCGGCGGGGGAGAGGCGGUGGCGCUUACGGUGUGGAGGAAGUCGCUGCUCUUCAACUUCGACGGCUUCACAGCCUUCGACGGGAAGGGGGACCUUGUGUUCCGCGUGGACGACUACGGUGGCGCCGCCGGGGGGAUCGUCCUCAUGAACGGUGCCGGGAAGGCGCUCCUGACGGCCCGCCGGAAGGUAAGAGAAGAACCCGAGUCGUCGUCGAGUUCAAUAACGAUCGUCUUCCGACUCACCCACUUAGCGGAAACUGCAGAAGCUGUGCUGGCGGGAGACAUGGCUGGUCUACGAGGGGGAGGGGGCGAAGCAGGAGCUCUCGGUGAGGAAGCGCGUCCACGUCUUGCCCUCGAAGGCGCUGGCGAGGGUGACGUGGGGUGGUGGGGUGUAUGACGUGGAGGGCUCGUACGCUCGGCGGACGUGCCAUGUGUACGACGAGGAGCGGCGGCGCGUGGCGGAGAUACGGCGGAAGAAAGGGCCUCACGGGGUAGGGCUGGGAGCUGACGUGUUCAGCCUGGUGGUCCAGCCUUGCUUCGACGCCACCGUGGCCAUGGCCAUCGUCCUCCUCCUCGAGCAGAUGCUCGGUUCUCGGUGA